Thermochaetoides thermophila DSM 1495 is the source of this 894-nucleotide messenger RNA. RefSeq names its product putative transcription factor. The record is from RefSeq and is a predicted model, not a curated record. Bases 1 to 894 code for a protein of 297 amino acids. Lineage: Eukaryota; Fungi; Ascomycota; Sordariomycetes; Sordariales; Chaetomiaceae. The transcript is spliced from 2 exons. Gene Ontology annotation, molecular function: GTPase activity.
AUGAGCAAGUACGGUGUCAUGGUGAUGGGCCCCGCAGGGGUUGGAAAGUCCACUUUUUGCGCAGCCCUCAUCACGCACUUGCAACUGAACAGACGUUCUGCCUUCUAUGUUAACCUUGAUCCUGCCGCCGAACAUUUUGAACACCAACCAGACCUUGAUAUCCGCGAUCUGAUAUCCGUUGACGAUGUGAUGGACGAAUUGAAGCUUGGGCCUAACGGUGGCCUCAUCUACUGUUUCGAAUUCCUCAUGGAGAACCUCGACUUCCUUACCGAGGCGCUAGAUUCCUUAACCGAAGAGUACCUGAUCAUCUUCGACAUGCCCGGACAAGUCGAACUCUAUACACACAUACCCAUCCUCCCACGGCUUGUCAAGUUUCUUACACAGCCCGGAGCUCUGGACAUCCGCCUUUGUGCAGCAUAUCUGCUAGAAGCGACAUUUGUUUUAGACCGGGCAAAGUACUUUGCUGGAUCGCUCAGCGCAAUGAGCGCGAUGCUCAUGUUAGAGGUGCCACAUCUCAAUAUUCUUAGCAAGAUGGACUUGAUCAAAGACCAACUGCGCAAGAAGGACCUCAAACGCUUCAUAACUCCAGAUCCCUCAUUACUCGAUGACGAUCCUGCUGAUGCUGGCAGGAAACGAGCUGGAGUCACAAUUGAUCCCCACAGCGCUGAUCCCAAGGACAAAGAUGCGCUAAUGUCGGGGGCGACGUUCAAGCGCCUUAAUAGUGCUGUUGCAGGGUUGCUUGAAACCUUUGGCAUGGUCAGCUACCUCAAAUUGUCAUCGAACGACGAGGAGAGUGUCGGCGCGAUUCUCAGCUACAUUGACGAUGUGAUCCAAUUCCAUGAGGCGCAGGAGCCUAAGGAGAUCCCCGAUCCAGAAUACGAAGAUGAUGUCUGA